AUGUACCGAAGGUCUUUCCGGCGAUCGCCCGGUUCGGCUUCGGUGAGUAAGAGAAGACCAGGGUUAUCCGGAAAGAUGUUCUUCGUGGCCGGGGCCAAAAAUACAGCGUCGGUCGGAGGAAACGAAAGGAGGUCAAUUUAUCAGAAAUUCCGUGAGGUGGAUUUGCUGGAUAAGAAGAAGACGGUGACUGCUCUCAAGCCCGGUGAAGAUCGAGCGAUCCUCCUGGGGCUCGGAAUGAUCUUCUCCUCUGUCAUGAUGUACUUUGUACUCGGGAUCACGAUAUUACGCUCAUAUGCGGAAAGCGCGUGGACGGAGGAAGGCGUGUGCGUUGUUCUGAACUCCACGGUGACGUCGGACAUGAACUGUUCCUACAACUGCGGCUCCGACUGCUGGAGAGUCUCCAAGUACCCGUGUCUGCAGGUCUACGUCAACGUCAACAACACGGGCCGCGUCUGUCGGUUAUCUCACAACGAAGAGACGCAGGACGCCAGCUCGGAAUGUUUUUACGUGCCCAGGUGCCAGAAGGACAGCGGACAAAUGCACAGCGUGAUCAUGAACAUCUCGGAGCGCCUGAAGGCCCAGCGGCAGGUUCCCUGCUAUUACGAUCCCAGCGAGCAGCGCGAGACGGUUCUCCUGACCCGGCUCUACGACCACGGCGUGGUCUUCCACUCGCUGAUGUGGCCCUCGUGCAUCUUCCUGGGAGGCCUCCUGAUCAUCGUCUUGGUCAAGCUCACGCAGUACCUCUCCAGAUUGUGCGAAGAGAUCGGGAAGCUCAAGAGGUGA
Messenger RNA from Nerophis lumbriciformis (worm pipefish), 783 nucleotides. The record is from RefSeq and is a predicted model, not a curated record. NCBI's taxonomy places the organism in Eukaryota, Metazoa, Chordata, Actinopteri, Syngnathiformes, Syngnathidae.